UUAGUCUCAUCCCAAUGGCAUAGGGAACUGUGCAUGAGGAUGUUAAUAUAGGGUGACAAGAUGAUAAAAACAAUCAGUACCGUCAUCUCCCAUUUUUCCAUCCUUCCUUUAUCAGAAUAAGCUGAGAGGCAGGCAAGAACACAUUUGUACAAGUCCACAUUCCUUGCACACAUGAGAACAGUGCUGAGAGUCAGGUUACUUUUUCUUCUGAAAGUUUUGCCUUUUCCUGUGUGUUGGUCCCAGAUUCCAGCCAGUCAUUUCCACUCCCACAUACUCAGCCCGUGAUUCAGGAUCAUCCAUUGAGGUGACAUCACAAAGUGGAUUCGUAUAAAGUUAUGCAAGAUUGCCCUCAAGAGCAGAUGAACUUAUAACUGGAGAAAUAAAACGGCGACAAGUCAAUAAAGACAACCUGCAGUAAGAGAUGAUGUCCUCUCUUUAUUUGGUACUUCUACACAUCUGCCUCAUCAAUACGAGGUCUCUGGUUUUUGCCCUUGAAGAUUCUGCAUUAUUAAAUGCGAGCACACCUACCAUAACUACUGCCAGUAACCAGUCUAGCGCUAUACAGCACACAAAAGUUACCAAAAGUCAAACCACCCGAGAGCGGCUCCUGUAUGUCACCAGUGGAUCAGAGGAGGAUUACUAUGAUGCCGAUGAGGAUGCAACGGUUUCCCUACCUCCACCUGUUUCUAUGAAACCAUGCCCAUUCAAUCGUUGUGAGCACCUGUCGCCAACAUGUGAAGAGAUUCGAAGCAAGGCAGGUGGUAAUUGUCUAUGCCCAGGAAUAGAUGGACCAAACGUCAAACCAGACCCCCCGAAGCUGGAUCAGGUCUUACUGGCUGACAGAGAAGUAACUGUGAAUUGGUGCUCCCCUUCAUCUACAGUGAACAUUUAUAGAGUACUGUAUCAAGGACCGGACAGUCACUUAGAAAAAGGACCAGACCUUAAUGCCUCGUACCGCUCCUAUUCCAUUACAAAUCUUCUACCUGCUACCCAAUAUACAGUGUGUGUGGUGGCCAUUAACAAUGCUGGAGAAAGCCCAGCAGAGAUUGAUGCGGAAGAGGAUCUAGAGGGUAGCAAGAGAGGUCAUUGCAGGAUCCUCCACACCACUAACUCCAAGAUGUCACACAUAUAUAUAGGUAUAGGGGUAGGCCUAGGAGUGUUGGCAGUAGUGAUGAUUGUCAUGGGCAUCUUGCUGUGCAACAGAAAAAGGAGAAAGGGCAGAAUGGAUGUUGAAGAGAAGGAAAUGGGAACAACCAACCAUUCCUACGUGGCUGGGAAUGCAAACUAGCUCUAAGGGCACAGAACUGGAGUAGUGACUUUGGGAAUGUAUGCGCAGCAUAUUAAACACUUCAGCCCCGGACCAUUUCGCUGGCCAAAGACCAGGCCCCUUUUUGCGAUUCGGCACUGCGUCACUUUAA
Messenger RNA from Rana temporaria (common frog), 1418 nucleotides. RefSeq names its product LRRN4 C-terminal like (gene LRRN4CL). Gene Ontology annotation, molecular function: protein binding. NCBI's taxonomy places the organism in Eukaryota, Metazoa, Chordata, Amphibia, Anura, Ranidae. The record is from RefSeq and is a predicted model, not a curated record. The transcript has 2 exons. The coding region runs from base 422 to 1288 and encodes 288 amino acids.